GCCGUGUGAUCCAACAUGGCGGACAGGCAGGUGCUGUGUGUGGGUCUCGUGUGUCUGGACAUCAUCAGCGAGGUGGAGCGCUUCCCCGCGGAGGACUCCGACACCAGGUGUGUGUCCCAGCGUUGGCAGCGAGGCGGGAACGCCUCCAACUCGUGCACGGUGCUGUCGCUGCUCGGCGCCCCCUGCGCCUUCAUGGGCUCGCUGGCCCCCGGCCCCGUGGCAGAUUUUGUUCGUGCUGACUUCAGGAAGUACCAUAUCGACAUCUCUCAGGUGUGUGAGCAUGCUCAGUGCUGCCUGCCGGCCUCAGUCGUCAUCAGCAACGUCUCCACCGGCAGCCGCACCAUCCUGCACAUGAACAGGAACCUGCCUGACGUGACGGACGACGACUUCUCCAAGCUCGACCUCAGCCGCUUCAUGUGGAUCCACUGGGAGGGCCGAAACGCCGAUGAGCAGGCGAAGAUGAUCCAGCGGGUGAUGCUUUAUAACAGCACGUUACCACGGCAACAGAGAAUCACCAUUUCUGUGGAGAUAGAGAAGACUAGAGAGUUGCUAUACCAGCUGUUUCCUCUCGGUGAUGUGGUUUUUGUCAGUAAAGACGUGGCGGUGACGUUUGGUUUCCACUCGGCUGACGCAGCGGUCAGAGGGCUGUACCACCGAGUGAAGGAGGGGGCCGUCCUGAUUUGUGCCUGGGCUGAAAAAGGCGCUGAUGCCAUGGGUCCUGAUGGUGUGGUCGUCCACUCAGAUGCCUUCCCCCCUGCAGCACUGGUGGACACGCUGGGAGCCGGAGACACUUUCAACGCUGCCGUCAUCUACACCCUGUCCCACGGUGGCUCUCUGCAGGACGCGCUGACGUUUGGCUGCCAGGUGGCCGGCAGGAAGUGCGGCGUCCAUGGAUACGAUGGCAUUGUGGAAAAGUAAAAAUACAAAUCAACAAUGAAGAGGAAAGAGGAUGAAUGAGGCUGGAGAGAAAAUAUUGAUUAUUCAAUAUUGAUUCCUCUGAAAUACAAACUUUGGGCAAACUGUCUGACCUUAAAAUAACCUUAAAAAAAGAACUGACCUGAAUUUAAUCAACCAAGGAAAAAAGUCCUGAAAGAAAAGUUUAAAUAUUUUUUUUUUUUUUUUUUUUUUUUGCAA
Molecule: messenger RNA, 1134 nt
Organism: Myripristis murdjan (pinecone soldierfish)
Lineage: Eukaryota; Metazoa; Chordata; Actinopteri; Holocentriformes; Holocentridae
Gene: khk
Product: ketohexokinase
Exons: 8
Coding region: 16-918 (300 amino acids)
Biological process (GO): fructose metabolic process
Molecular function (GO): ketohexokinase activity
Source: RefSeq, a predicted model, not a curated record